Molecule: messenger RNA, 735 nt
Organism: Aspergillus calidoustus
Lineage: Eukaryota; Fungi; Ascomycota; Eurotiomycetes; Eurotiales; Aspergillaceae
Source: the annotation of a GenBank genome assembly
AUGCCGGUCCUCAUCUCAAAUGGCAAGCAGUACCGAGUGCCUUUCAUGUCGCUCAUGAACCUGAAAGGCGGCGUCCGCGAAGAACGACUGCCGUACAGAGUGACUGCGGGUGCAAGCUACUACCCAGCAGAAGUCCCUCUUGUCGCAGCCAACAAUCAGGCGUUGGUCGAAACCUACUAUCCCUACCAGCCUGUCGGUGUCAUUCCCCGAGCAAGCGGAGGCCGAGCGCGGACGCAGACGGUAUUGUACACGUUGCCAGAGGCCAUACCAUGGACGACUGAUGACGACAGGCUACUUCGGAAGCUGAGGGCAUCAGGUGUUCCAUGGAGGAGAAUCUCUACAGUCAUGGACGACAGGCCGAUCGAGGAACUCAAGGCGCGUUGGGCUGGCCUCCGGAAACGCGGACAUAACCUUCAGGAAGUAUACGGGUUGAGCAAGACGGCCGCCGACGACUGGUACUAUGAGCUUGACGAUGACGAGGAGGAAGACCGCCGAGUGUCAUUCCGCAGGAUGCGUCUUGAAGAUUCCGACGACGACGACGCCCUUUCUAGACAGCCAAAGGUUAAGAAGGUGUACUAUAUCGACGACGAGUUCACUCUCGACGAGGUACUACUACUCCAUCGGAUUGCCGCGGACUGGAGGAAAGAUCGCUGGAAGACUAUCAGCAGCCAAUUCAACGAUAUGACCGGUCGCAAUAUCACGCCCGCUCGAGUCAAGUCGGUUGUUGAAGACUAG